UUUUGGUCAAAGUUCAUGACAUACGAAAAUAUUAACCUACACACUUUCUAACCUCGCAAAAAUACCUUGUUGCGAGUUUCUCAAUCAAUCCACACUACCAGUUACCAAAUCCAAAUGCCGACGCCGGUAUGAACGAAAUUCCGGAGGAGCUGAAGACGAACAUCUUGCGGAGGCUUCCUAUCGCAGCAUGCAUUGCCCGAUGCCGAUGCGUCUGUAAAUCAUGGCGAGAUCUCCUCUCCGACCCCUCUUUCUUGCGGCAGAAUGAUCUGUUCAUCGGAACUGCCGGUACCGAAGGAAAUUAUUCGGAUUCUUGUUCUGGAACUUUGAUUACACUCUUCGCUGCCAACGAAUUGAGGUCAGUCUACUCUUGCGAUACGCUUGAACCCUUGCUUCCCUCCUCCUCGACGGGGAUGUCGUUACAGUUACCCUCCGAUGGGGACGCGUACCGCAAUUUGUCAGUUGUAGGAUGUUGCAAUGGUCUCCUGUGCCUAGCCACCAAAGAAAGCUUUUACCUUCCCGUCGUCCCGUGUUUGAUUCUUUGGAAUCCGAAGACCUCGGAAAUCAAGGUUCUGCCGCCUACCCUUUUCGACCCGCCUGUGGAUUCCGAUUGGUGGGUUAGUAUAACUGGGUUCGGUUUCGAUUCGGAAUCAGAUGACUACAAAAUUGUUAGGCAACUUACAUUUGUUGAUGACGAAUGGGAGGGUUUUCAGGAAGUGUACAGCUUGAGGAACGACUCAUGGAGAAAAUUGGAUCUCUCCAUCCAUUUAGUUCAAUCUUCGCGAAUACCCAAGCUUUACGAGGGGAAUUUGUACUGGUGGCACUUGUUCCUAAAAGUUACUCAGUUUUUUUGGUUCGACAUGAGCAAUGAAGUGUUCGAAAUGGUGGAAGUGAGCAAUCCUGUUCCGGGAGAUUGGGAAGUGGAGUCUCUGUUGACGUUGUCGAAGCAGGAAGAGUCGAUGGUAGCGCUUUGUUCCGUUGGGAGCAAGUCUUGGGAGGUAUGGGGGCUUUUGAAGUUAUGGGUAUCAGAAUCGUGGACAAAGUUGUUUACCCUCACUGUCGCCAUUCCCCCCGGUGUUGAUCAUCUCGACUUCCUUGGAUUUACCAGAAGAUGCAAGUAUAUUUUCAGAGCAUUGUCCGAGCAAGACGAUGAUGAAAAUCCUCAAUGGUCCAUUGUAGUUCAUGAUGAGGAUUCGAAAGUUCAGGUUAUUGAUAUUCAGUCGCCAAGAGCAUAUACUGAAGUCAUUAUUUAUGUCCCCUCUCAAGUUUCUUUGCGCACGUAGAGUAGUGGACAUAUGGAUCAUAGACGGUGUUGAUUACUUUGGAGAUGUUUGAAUAAUGUGUGGUCAUUGGUAAUAAUGUUACAGUUCUCUUUAGGGUUAUCGUGAUUGUAGCUUUUUUGUGUGAAGGUGACGAGAUUUGACUACAGCAAACACAUUAAGCAGGGAAAAAGAGAAAAAAAAAAAAAUGCCGGCCACGAUCUAUUGCAGACGGAAGAAGCAUCCCCCCAAAAGAAGGGGACACGAGCAGCCAAGAGCAACAAGCUCAUAAUAAUGCAGCAAACUCAUGUCUGUGUCAACUGCAUGUGCAGAGGAACAAAACCAGUCUUGUACU
Molecule: messenger RNA, 1611 nt
Organism: Linum trigynum
Lineage: Eukaryota; Viridiplantae; Streptophyta; Magnoliopsida; Malpighiales; Linaceae
Source: the annotation of a GenBank genome assembly